This is a messenger RNA of Paracoccidioides brasiliensis Pb18, 489 nucleotides long. RefSeq lists its product as uncharacterized. The record is from RefSeq and is a predicted model, not a curated record. The coding region runs from base 1 to 489 and encodes 162 amino acids. The transcript has a single exon.
AUGCGCUAUAAGGAAAAGGACGCUGUAAACAAGAAAAGAAUAAAAAUUGCCCGAAACUGGCCAAACACCCGAAGAUUCUCUCCAUCAAGACAGGCUGUUAUCAAAAAGACCAGCCCGAUGACGCUGUGUGCUAGAUACCUGUCGACAUCUGAGAUCCCCAUGGCUCACCAGAAGGGCAUUGCAAAGAUCGAGGAAAGCUUGGAUAUGGUCGGGAAGAGCCAGAGCGUAUGCAUAUUGGUGCUUGAAAGGAAUCUUUGUUGCGAGGAGUCGCAGCCCCCGAGAGCUGCGGGCAACGGACCUGGCCAGACAAGAAAGCCAUCGCUCGUCGCUCAGGAACUCAGCAAAGCGAGCUCUCCUUCUCUGCCGUACGUUUCGCUAUUAUUGAAUCCGACCCUGCAGCAGCCUUCCGUGGCCUUGGACAUUUCCAGGGUUGUGUUGACGCAUUCCACCCCGUCCCCUCCCCAAUUCCUUCCGAAAGUCAUUGCAUAA